CUUCUGGGGUUUGAAACGGCUCCACCUUUCAGUCAGCGGGAUCGUUUUGCCGCCCAGUCUGGCCACGUUUCUACGCACGAUGCGUUCCAGGUAUGGUUGUGAAGUGACAUUGGAUGUGGAAUUCUUCACAAGUGGAAUCCGGAGUCACGUGACGACCAGUGAGAGCACCCUCAGCCUGCCGGAAGUGCAUCGCUCCAUCCGGACUUUCAGCGUUCGGGUGGUCGCCGACUAUGACGCGACCGUCUUCCUCUUCAUGCUCGACUUUUUGAUCCCCUUCAAGGAGGAGGGCGUGUGGGAUAAAUUGACCACGGUUAAGGUACAAAUUGAGGAGGUGACCCCGGAUGGAUUCCUCAGCUUGGAAUGGUCCUGGCUCAAGUUGUUUUGGCCCGCGGUGAAGCACAUGUCCGUGAUAGUUGGUCGCCCAGAAGACUACGCCGUUGGGGGGCGGAGGGACAUCCGGAUGUGGGGGGAAACGUGUUCCAAAGUCAAUUCAGCCUACGUCGAAGGAGUGAUCGAGUACUGCCCGAAUUUGGAGACGUUUCUGCUUUGGGCAGAUUUACGGGAGGAGAGUGACCAGAUCUUCGUCCCCUCGGGGCGACGGGAACGGUGGGCUGAAUCGAACCCAGGUUUGAGAAAAUUGUCGGUGAGGGGACUCGGACCGGAGGUCACGAACAAUUGUAUUCCACGAUUUUAUGGGAUGCCAAACCUCACAGAUUUGGAGCUGAUUGGAGCACAUAGCAUUACAACGGCAGCCAUACCUCAACUGUUACAAGAAACUCCAACCUUAAAGCGUGCCAAAGUCAAAAUUUGAUAAUUUCAACGCCACAAGAUCAUGUUUUCAUUAAAAUGGCAAAACCGAAAAAAAUGUAUAGGUGCAACAAUUGGAAUUUGGUUUAGAACAAUUCAAAUGUAGACGUUUUUGAUUGAGGUCCUAAUCAUUUUUGUAAUAACGUCUUAAC
Folsomia candida is the source of this 959-nucleotide messenger RNA. RefSeq lists its product as uncharacterized. Bases 80 to 811 code for a protein of 243 amino acids. The record is from RefSeq and is a predicted model, not a curated record. Lineage: Eukaryota; Metazoa; Arthropoda; Collembola; Entomobryomorpha; Isotomidae. The transcript is spliced from 5 exons.